Haliotis rubra (blacklip abalone) is the source of this 2252-nucleotide messenger RNA. RefSeq lists its product as uncharacterized. Gene Ontology annotation, cellular component: SCF ubiquitin ligase complex. Gene Ontology annotation, biological process: SCF-dependent proteasomal ubiquitin-dependent protein catabolic process. Lineage: Eukaryota; Metazoa; Mollusca; Gastropoda; Lepetellida; Haliotidae. Bases 101 to 1624 code for a protein of 507 amino acids. The record is from RefSeq and is a predicted model, not a curated record. The transcript has 3 exons.
CGGACUUCUGUUUCCGGGUUCAGCCUCGAAUGUGAGCAUUCUUGUCGUCUGCUAGACACGGAAAUGGCGUGGUGACAGGAAUUUACUCUCAACUUUCGCAAUGCCCGUACCCCAUACUGUACGCACUCUGAAGCAAGCAUGUCUUCGCAACAUAUCAAAGAACAUGGAUCGACUAUGGAGUGCAGACUUCGACCGUCUCUUCGCGGAUACCCCACGCCUUUACUAUGUUCUGGGCCCAUUCGAUUACAUGACUUCUGAAAUGAUUCAAGAACUUCUGGACACCCUGUGUGCUGACCACCGAGUAAGAAGGUCACACAUGCAUCUUCUUCUCACUGGCCGCCUUAAGGAACUGGACUUCAGCAAGUGUUCAAACAUGACUAGCAUGCUACAUCUAGUUGGCAUCAGAUGCCAGAAGCUGACAAAGUUAGACCUCUCCAACUGCAGUGUAGCCAGCCAAACUGUUCUGUGCAGUAUUUUUCAAAGUCUUCCAUUGCUUCGCUGGCUGAAUCUACGUCAGACAAAGACCAAUGACCAGGUUUUAACCACUAUUCUAUCUUCAUGCAAGAAACUACAACAUCUGAAUCUAUUUGCCUGUCCUGUUACUGAUCGAGGAAUCACCAACAUUUUCAAGGAACCUGAGAAUGGUAACAGCUCUUCAAAUAUGAAGCAGAAGAAUACCUGCAGCACCAGUGGUGUGAGUCUGACAUACCUGAACAUUAGUGCCACAAAGAUCAGCAGUAAGGGAGCUGUCAUCAUUCUAAAUAUGUGUCCCAAUCUCCACGUUCUGCUGUAUGCAGAUGUUAUUGAUGCCGUGGCUCAGAUAAGCAACUCAUCAGACCACGAACACAAUCUCAAGCUAAGGACACUCAAUGCCAGUGGACUCAAAUGCAGAGAGGUCAGCCCAGAGUCGGUACAGCUUGCGGUCCUACGCUGCCCCUUUGUGACGGAAAUUAAUUUUUACCAAAAUGCAAAUGAUUCAACUUUGCAAUACCUCAAAGAAUUAAAGCAUUUGAAUACCUUGGAAAUUACAAGUGACCAAUGGGGAGAUGUGACAUUCUUCGAUGGUCUAAAGCCUCUCUUCUUGUCAAUAGGCCCCAACAUUCGGUCCCUCGGCCUGUAUGACAUAAAAGAUCUUGACAUUGGACAACUUGGUGUUCUGUGCCCCAAAUUAAAACGACUAAAAUGUGUAAUGGCAGUGUUUAACUCUGUUGCAUUUAUUGACACUCCAUUAUCAGGAAAGGAUCUGAGAUCUAUUUAUAGAGAUCUGGACAAUCUCAUGGUUGUGAUUGGAAAUGAUUGUACUGACUUUAGUGCAUCUAUGUUUGAACAAAUUUUAGAAAAUGCAACUGGUCUCUCUGAGCUGCAUCUGAUCAAUGUCCAGUGCAUGUCCUCUGAUCUGCUCCUUCGUAUCAUAGCGAUGCAUGGUAUGCAGUCUCUGUCUUCCCUGACUCUGGAGUCCUGCAAUAGGAUCAGUGGGGAUGCAAUAUCAAGACUGAUCCGUUGUGAGAACCCCUUGUGUGCUCUGUGUCUGAGGAACUGUCAGGACACCACCCAACAAGAUGUUGAUGGUUACAGGAAAUAUGUGAAAAAACACAACCUCCAGCUGUCCAUAGUCUGGGAGUAAAUAUCAGGAAUAUGAGCUAAUGAAGGUUUGAUGCUGCUGUUGGUUGCAAUCAAGGGUUAUGGCUUCCUGUAGAUAAUGAAGCCUCGACCAGUGUACCAGUGAUUGACAGCAUGAACAACAAUCCAUGGAAUGACAGAAGCAUGUGUAGCCAAUGUAGAUCAAGUGGAAGGUUUACGCCACAAUAUUAUUUAUUAACACAGUUCUUUUACACUGAUUUCAUGCUGAAUUUUGUUGUGUAUUUAUAUUUUAUGAAUGUUACUUCCAGAAAGUUAACAUAGUAUUUCAAUCAGAGCUUCAUUCUUAAAUAAUAUAUAUAUGUGCUGAAUAUGUAAUGUUUUGAAAUAUUGAUCAUUGCGUAUAAUUGUUAGAAUUCUACCUGUAUUAUAUCAUUAGCCAUAAAUUUCUAUUUUGGUUGUCAUCACACCAUAAAUCUUUGUGUAUUUACAGAUGUCCUCUUCACUGCAAAAUGGGACUGCAUACUACUACCGGUAUUCCACAAUAUACGUAUGAAAUGAUACGUAUUGCAAUAUUUGUUUUGAUAACCGGUUCGUAAGGUAAAAAAGUAUGUGAAGCUUUGUGAUUAUUUCUGUGGUUAAAGUUAAAAUCUACAUAAACUUUCAUGCACUGC